UUCUUUCAUCUUCUUCUUACUUGAUUUUGAACCCUAGCUUAAGGGGAAAAAAAUCACAACUUUUUCUCGGGGAAACAAACAGAUAUUUUUAUCUAUCGCAGUGAGAAAGAAGCCACAAAAGAAAAAGAAAAAAAAUGCAGAAUCAAAGGCUGAAGCUGCAGCAGCAACAACAUCAACAAGCUAUGAUUCAGCAAGCUAUGAUGCAACAACAACAUCCUUCUCUUUAUCAUCCUGGUGUUAUGCCUCCUCCUCAGAUGGAGCCUUUGCCAAGUGGAAACCUUCCUCCUGGUUUUGAUCCCAGUACUUGCCGUAGUGUGUAUGCUGGCAACAUUCACACGCAGGUCACGGAGGCUCUUCUUCAAGAGAUUUUUGCAGGCGCUGGUCCUAUUGAAAGCUGUAAACUCAUCAGAAAGGAUAAGUCAUCAUAUGGAUUUGUUCACUACUUCGAUCGUAGAUUUGCUGCUAUGGCUAUAAUGACUCUUAACGGACGGCAUAUAUUUGGACAGCCUAUGAAAGUUAAUUGGGCGUAUGCAACUGGUCAGAGGGAAGAUACAUCAAGCCAUUUCAACAUUUUUGUUGGAGAUCUCAGUCCAGAGGUUACUGAUGCAGCAUUGUUUGAUAGCUUUGCUGCCUUCAAUAGCUGCUCGGAUGCAAGAGUAAUGUGGGACCAGAAAACUGGACGCUCAAGGGGCUUUGGGUUUGUUUCCUUCCGUAAUCAGCAGGAUGCUCAAACUGCCAUAAAUGAGAUGAAUGGUAAAUGGUUAANUGAUGCAACAACAACAUCCUUCUCUUUAUCAUCCUGGUGUUAUGCCUCCUCCUCAGUUUUUGCUGGCAAUGGUAGAAAAGAGUGGUUUUGA
Molecule: messenger RNA, 857 nt
Organism: Camelina sativa (false flax)
Lineage: Eukaryota; Viridiplantae; Streptophyta; Magnoliopsida; Brassicales; Brassicaceae
Source: RefSeq, a predicted model, not a curated record